GUAGAGUACCGCCCAUAGGACUACUCUUAUUCUGUUCCAUUUGAUGGUAGAGAUGGACUAUGAUCCAAGAUGAUGAAAUACAUACAUAGUAGCUGUGUGACUUUCUCUCCUAUGUCAGUAUCAUCACUCGUUCACAGCAGUGGACCCCUCCCUGGGACCCCUCCUUCUCUCUGUCUGUUUGGAGGAAGAAGAGAAGAGGCUGAGAGUAAUACUGAGAAUGAGGGAAUGCUCUAUGCAUGGGGUUUUCUCUGUGUCUCUGUUCCCAAACAUCCCGUCUGCUGUGGAGCUGGCCAAGAUGCUAUGCGACAGUGUGACUGUGCCCAGAUUUGAUGUGGUCAGUUACCUCAAGGCACCAGAUCUUAUAACAGCAUUUGAUGAACACAGAGUGUCUUCGAAUUUCAAGUUUGGUGUCUUGUAUCAGAGAGAGGGACAGUUGACAGAGGAGGACAUACUCUGUAACAAUGAGGAAAGUGAAGAGUUUCAAGAAUUCCUCUCUAUUUUGGGAGCUACAGUCGCACUUCAAGGGUUCACUGGGUUUAGAGGAGGUUUGGACGUGUGUCACGGCCAGACAGGAAGUGAUGCGGUCUUCACUUCCUUCCACAGCAGAGAGAUCAUGUUCCAUGUGUCCACCAAACUGCCCGUCACAGAGGGCGAUACACAACAGCUACAGAGGAAGAGACACAUAGGCAACGACAUCGUUGCUGUUGUUUACCAGGAAGGCCACACCACUUUUCUGUCUGAUGUCAUCAGCUCACACUUCCUGCACUGUUUCCUAGUGGUCAGGAGGGUGAGGAAGGGAGUGGGGGAUGAGGGGGAGGAGGCAGGAGGAGGAGGGGUGUUCCAGAGGUGA
Molecule: messenger RNA, 850 nt
Organism: Salvelinus fontinalis (brook trout)
Lineage: Eukaryota; Metazoa; Chordata; Actinopteri; Salmoniformes; Salmonidae
Product: rap1 GTPase-activating protein 1-like
Exons: 8
Coding region: 218-850 (210 amino acids)
Biological process (GO): regulation of small GTPase mediated signal transduction; activation of GTPase activity
Cellular component (GO): cytoplasm
Molecular function (GO): GTPase activator activity
Source: RefSeq, a predicted model, not a curated record